GCGCCGCUGCCGAGCCACUAGCCCGGCUCGGACGCGCUCCUCUCCAGAUACUCGGGGAGCUGCUGCCGCGCGAGUCGCGCGCCCCCUCCGUUCUGCCCCCAAACUUCGGCUGCUUCAGCCUUUCGAGCCGUCACAUUUCAUCCCGAAACCCAGAAACUGAACCGCCUACGGGGGAAGGAGUCGGCUGCAGCGUAGAGGGGGAGAAAAACCACAGAGGAGCCAGAAAGAGCUCCAGGGAACAGCCGCCCCGAGUACCAACUCCGUGUGGAGAGCCAACAAGUGAGAGGGCGCCGCCGCGUUCCCGGGGCGCAGCGCGGACGGCGGGAGCAGGCGCAGGAGGAAGAAGAGAGCGCCUGAGCCCUCCGGCCCCUGGAACUCCCGAGCCCCCGAGCUCCCAGGAGCCGCUGUAGCUGCGACUGCUUCGCUCCGGAUCCCGCUGCGCGGGCUGUGCGGAGCGCUGGGCGGCAAGCUGGUUUCGUGCUGGUGGAAAGCAGAGGCUGGGAGCAGUUCCCGGGGGAAUAUGCGGCGUGCGUGGAUCCUGCUCACCUUGGGCUUGGUGGCCUACGUGUCGGCGGAGUCGAGAGCAGAAUUAACAUCUGAUAAAGACAUGUACCUUGACAACAGCUCCAUUGAAGAAGCUUCUGGAGUGUAUCCUAUUGAUGACGAUGACUAUGCAUCUGCAUCUGGCUCAGGAGCUGGUGAGGACAUAGAAAGUCCAGAGGUGACAACAUCUCGACCAUUCCUAAAGGUACCCAUCACGAGUGUUGCUCCGAAAGUGGAAACCACAACACUGAAGAUACAAAACAAGAUGCCUGCCCAGACAAAGACACCUGAGGAAAUCGAUAAGGAAAAGGUUCAUCUCUCUGACUCAGAAAGGAAAAUGGACCCUGCUGAAGAGGACACAAACGUGUACACUGAGAAGCACUCGGACAACCUGUUCAAACGGACAGAAGUCCUCGCAGCUGUCAUUGCCGGGGGAGUUAUCGGCUUUCUUUUUGCAAUUUUCCUUAUCCUGCUGCUGGUAUAUCGCAUGAGAAAGAAGGAUGAAGGCAGCUAUGACCUUGGAGAACGCAAACCAUCCAGUGCUGCUUAUCAGAAGGCACCUACUAAGGAGUUUUAUGCAUAAAACUCCCACUUAGUGUCUCUAUUUGUGAGAUCACUGAACUUUUCAAAAUAAAGCUUUUGCAUAGAGUAAUGAA
Messenger RNA from Ochotona princeps (American pika), 1199 nucleotides. RefSeq names its product syndecan 2 (gene SDC2). Gene Ontology annotation, cellular component: membrane; cell surface. The transcript has 5 exons. Gene Ontology annotation, biological process: dendrite morphogenesis; cell migration. NCBI's taxonomy places the organism in Eukaryota, Metazoa, Chordata, Mammalia, Lagomorpha, Ochotonidae. The record is from RefSeq and is a predicted model, not a curated record. Bases 521 to 1126 code for a protein of 201 amino acids.